Molecule: messenger RNA, 225 nt
Organism: Dibothriocephalus latus
Lineage: Eukaryota; Metazoa; Platyhelminthes; Cestoda; Diphyllobothriidea; Diphyllobothriidae
Source: the annotation of a GenBank genome assembly
ACCACUUGGACACGUGAUCUUCCCGAUCCUCAAUGGACCAUCGGCGUGAAGUUCGUUUUGGACGAGCGGAAGAAGCAAAUCCUGAAGUCCAAGAUAGACAGCCAAUCUCGAAUAUCCUUCUCCUAUAAGUCGAAGAUCGCUAAGAACCUCAAGGUAAUCCUCAGCGCGGAGAUAAACAGAUCAGCCCCUGCCCUCAUGGGAUUUGGCGUUCAAUUGGAACGGUGA